UUGUCAGCCAUUUCCUAGACGGGUUCCGCCGACAGUCGACUGUUUUGCAGCGAGCAGGAGGACGCGACCUGGCCGGUCUCGCCUGUCAUCUCCCCGUGUUGGAUCGGGAAAACUCCGCGGUGCUCCGCUCGGGCUCCUCGGGUGGAUGAGAGCCUGUCCAGCGGUCUGAGAGUGCAGAGAACAGCCGCUUGGUCUCCCCGGCAGCAGCAGCAGCAGCCGCAGCCAUGGCUCUGAAGAUCGUUAAAGGCAGCAUCGAUCGGAUGUUCGACAAAAACCUGCAAGACUUAGUACGUGGCAUUAGGAACCACAAGGAGGAUGAGGCCAAAUACAUCUCCACGUGCAUCGAUGAGAUCAAGCAGGAGCUCAAGCAGGACAACAUUGCUGUCAAAGCCAAUGCAGUCUGCAAACUCACCUACUUGCAGAUGCUGGGUUAUGAUGUCAGUUGGGCUGCGUUCAACAUCGUGGAGGUGAUGAGCUCAUCCAAAUUCACAUACAAGCGAAUUGGCUACCUGGCUGCCUCACAGUGCUUUCAUGAAGGCACUGAUGUCAUCAUGCUGACGACCAAUCAGAUCCGCAAGGAUCUCAGUAGUCCAAAUCAGUAUGAUACAGGUGUGGCCCUGACUGGCCUUUCCUGCUUUGUGACCCCUGACCUGGCUCGUGACCUGGCCAACGACAUUAUGACAUUGAUGUCCCACACUAAGCCGUACAUCAGGAAGAAAGCCGUGCUUAUCAUGUAUAAAGUGUUCUUGAAGUACCCAGAGUCCCUGCGCCCAGCCUUCCCCCGCCUCAAAGAGAAACUGGAGGAUCCUGACCCAGGUGUGCAGUCAGCAGCUGUUAAUGUCAUCUGUGAGCUGGCCAGAAGGAACCCCAAAAACUACCUGUCCCUGGCCCCCCUCUUUUUCAAGCUUAUGACCUCAUCUACCAACAACUGGGUCCUCAUCAAGAUCAUCAAGCUGUUCGGUGCCCUAACCCCUCUGGAGCCUCGACUAGGAAAGAAGCUGAUUGAGCCCUUAACAAACCUCAUUCACAGUACCUCAGCUAUGUCACUCCUGUACGAAUGUGUCAACACAGUGAUAGCAGUGUUGAUUUCUCUGUCCUCGGGGAUGCCCAACCACAGUGCUAGUAUUCAGCUCUGUGUGCAGAAACUACGAAUCCUGAUUGAAGACUCGGACCAGAAUUUGAAAUACUUGGGUCUGCUGGCCAUGUCCAAGAUCCUGAAGACACAUCCGAAAUCAGUGCAGUCUCACAAGGACCUAAUCCUGCAGUGUCUGGACGACAAAGAUGAGUCCAUUCGGCUUAGGGCUCUGGACCUGCUUUAUGGCAUGGUCUCUAAGAAGAACCUUAUGGAGAUUGUGAAGAAGUUGAUGUUGCACGUUGACAAGGCUGAAGGCACCACAUACAGGGAUGAGCUGCUCACCAAAAUCAUCGACAUCUGCAGCCAGAGCAACUAUCAGUACAUCACCAAUUUUGAGUGGUACAUCAGCAUUCUGGUGGAGUUAACUCGACUGGAAGGUACACGGCAUGGUCACCUAAUCGCCUCUCAAAUGCUGGAUGUGGCCAUUCGUGUCAAGGCUAUCCGAGCCUUUGCUGUGGCUCAGAUGGCCAUGUUGCUGGACAACGCUCACCUGCUCACAGGCAACAUGCAGCGCAACGGCAUCUGUGAGGUCCUUUAUGCUGCUGCCUGGAUCUGCGGAGAGUUCUCUGAGCACCUGGAGGAUCCAAACCAGACACUGGAGGCCAUGUUGAGGCCCAAAGUGGCCACGCUGCCGGGCCACAUUCAGGCUGUAUAUGUGCAGAAUGCUGCAAAGCUGUUUGCUACAGUGCUGAGGAAGCAUGAGGGGGCGACAGACAGCCAGGCUGCACAGGAGACCAGCCAACUUCUCGUAGAGAGACUGCCACUUUUUGUCCAGAGUGCUAACCUGGAAGUACAAGAGAGGGCGUCCUGUAUCCUGCAGCUUGUGAAAUACAUCCAGAAACUCCAGCAGAAGGAUGUGGAGGUGGCUGAAGAGGUGUCUGCACUGUUUGCAGGAGAGCUUAACCCUGUGGCCCCUAAGGCCCAGAAGAAAGUGCCUGUACCUGAAGGUCUGGACCUGGAUGCCUGGAUUAAUGAGCCUCCUUCGGAGAGUGAGUCUGAGGAUGAGAAGCCCAAAGCUGUGUUUGCUAAAGAGGAGACUAAACACUCUCGACCUCGUCACACUGAAGUAGAUGAGAAAGAGCUGGCAAGGAGGAGGGAAGCCAGGAAGCAGGAACAGGCCAACAACCCCUUCUAUAUCAAAUCCUCCCCAUCAUCUCAGAAGGUGUAUCAGGACGCACCAGGUGUAGAGCACAUUCCAGUGGUGCAGAUAGACCUCAGUGUACCUCUCAAAGUCCCAGGGAUGCCCAUGUCUGACCAGUACCUGAAGCUAGAGGAAGAGCGUCGACAGAAGGAGAAGGCUGAGAAGAAAAAGAAAGAGAAGAAGAAGAAGAGAGAGAAGCAUGGGAAAGGCAAGAAGCAUGACUCGGGCCCUGAGAGCGAAGAAGACAUUACACCUGCUCACCAUGUGGACAUAGUCACAGAGGAAAUGCCAGAGAAUGCCUUACCAAGUGAUGAUGAUGACAAAGACCCUAAUGAUCCACACAAAGCCCUGGACAUAGACUUGGACAAUCUGCUUUCUGGCACUAACUGCAGGCCCCUGGCAGACACAGAAAAGCUUCCAGUAAGGACACACCGCUCCGAGCCUCUAAAAAGCCCUGGGGAGGAUGGAGAUGUAGAGAGUGUCCCACAGGAGCCCAAGAAGAGGAGCAGCAAAGAAAAGAAAGAGAAGAAGAAGGACAAGGAUAAGGACAGGAAGAAAAGCAAAGAGGAGAAGAAGAAAAAGAAGAAACACAAACAUGACGCAGAGGAUGAGCCAGCAGAGCUUCCAGCAGAAGAACCAGUCAAAUCAGAAGAGACCAAUGAGGUGGCAACUCCACCUACCUCUACAUCUGCUGAGGCCUCCGAUCUGGAUUUCUGGCUCUCUAGCACUCCUGUUGCCCCAACCGCCAAGGAGGUAGCAGCCCCAGCCCCUGCCCCAGCUCCAGCUCCUGAAACGAGUUUAGCAGCAGCUCCAGAUUCUGAAGCAGAUGAGCCUAAAGAUGCAGAACCUGAGGAGGUGAAAUGCUCAAAACAUAAGAAGAAGAAGCAGAAGAAAGAGAAGGAAAAAGAGGAGAAGAAGGAGAAGAAGAAGAAGCGGCACCACCAUCACCACCACCACAGCGACGGAGGAGAGGAUUCUGUACAAAAUGGAACCAUGGAGGAGGAAGAGCCUCUGCCGCCGAUGUCAAACUACUGCCUGCUGGCUGAAAACUCGUACAUCAAAAUGGUGUAUGAUAUUCAGGGCAACUUGCAGGAUGGCAGCCAAGUGGUCGUGUCGGUCAUAUUUGAGAACAAAAGUGACAGCUUUCUCAAAUCCAUGGAGUUCAAUGUGCUGGACUCUCUAAACUCCAAACUGCAGCGACCAGAAGGAGCUGGACCCCAUGAUGGUCUUGUCGUACCCUUCCAGCUGCCACCAGGGGUAUCAAAUGAGGCCCGUUUCAUUUUCUCAGUGCAAAGCAUCGUCAUGCCUCAGAAACUGAAGGGUACCCUCACAUUCAUAGUCAAGUCGGAAGACUCCUCAACCCAUGAAAAACUGGACUUCAAACUGCACUUUACCUGCACAUCAUACCUAAUCACCACUCCCUGCUACAGUGACGCGUACGCCAAGCUGCUGGAGUCUGGCGACCUGAAGAGCAGCUCUCUGAGGCUGGAGGGAGUCAACAUGCCCUUCCACCACCUUUUGGCUAGGAUCUGCUUCCAUCAUCAUUUCUCUGUUGUGGAGAGGAUUGAUUCCUGCGCCUCCAUGUACAGCAGGUCAAUCCAGGGUCACCAUGUCUGUUUGCUGGUCAAAACUGCUGAUCAGACAGUCUCCAUUGACGCUAAAUGUGAUGAGCCGUCGCUGCUGGGGAACGUGCUGGAUGAGAUAAAGCAGACCUUCUCACAGUGCUGAUUGUGUCUGAGAGACCGAUGGUGCCCUCGCCCUCUCCCCAAACCCCUCCAACACUCAGAAUCAUAUCACAAACACUGAGGCUGGCUUCCCCCCUGCUACACGUCCCUCCUCCCUAUAUUUAUUGGAUCUCUCAUUCAAUUAGUCUUUUUCCUCUUUCUUGGGAUCACACAACUGAUGUGUUCAAGUUGUGUGGAUCCACACUCUCCUGCUUCACUGCAAAUGCACAUUCCUUUUGAUUUUUCUCCUAAACUACUUCUCCUGUAUCAGUGUCGGUCCAACAUUCAGUCCCACUAACCUCCCUAACCCCUUUCUGCUCUCCCAUUGUCUUAAUAGCUGACAUUCAUUUGAGAAACUGGAUUUAUUUUCUUCUUGUCAAUGAUGUUGGGUGACCUUCUUUUUUUUUUUUUUUUUUUUUUGGUAUCGUUUUGUUUGUUGCUUUCUUUCAUUCUCUCUGCGCCCCCCUCAACAACAUGAGCUUAGCGUCAGUUUGUGUGUGUGUGUGCGCGCGCGUGUGUGUGGUAUGUCUGUUUCUAUCUCUCUUACUCUCUUUCAACCCCUUGUGGAGAGCUUUCUGAACCUGAUUUCUCAGCUUCAUGACAGAAAUCCUGCCCAGCCCUCUUUCCAGCCUCCAACAGGCUAAAAUUUUAGUUUGACAAUGUCCCCCAAGUAGCUGUACUGCACGAGCCCUGCCACAUGGUUCCAAAUAUGUAACCUGGUAUACUUUUGGACUUGGAGAAAAUGGGCGAGUUCUGGGACCAAGUUCCGAACAGCUUGGACUUUGUAACCCAUGAAACUUAUGACAGAAUGAAGCAGAUACAACACACUCUACUGUGUCUGUUGGCCUUUUCCAUUGUUAUUGUAAAGCAUACAGCUUUACAAGUUUACUGCACACUAAAGGACUUUGAGGAGGUUUACUAUAAUGAACAGCAUAACUAACACUUACUGUCAGGGUCAUCAAGGUCAUUACUCCAGGUCUCUCGUCUCUGCUGGUUGUUAUAGCAUGAUUAACCAGUCUUUUUGAAGGCUCCACAUGAAGAUAUGAAGGAUUUCUAAUUCUGACAAAUCAGUGACCAAACCAAAAGUAUCAGUUGAACAUCAGCUUCAUUUUCUUCAGUCAGUAUUGUAGAAUGUGUUUCUUUGUCUCUCUCUGGAAAUUACUGUUUAUGGGAAGCUUAAUAUCCUUCCAAAAUGUGCUCUCCAUACGGUUGGUGUCACUUUUUCAUCAACUAAACAUACCUGGACAAAGGCCUGGCUCAUGCCUGUGUUUGUCUGUUCUUCUGCCUUGUUCAUUUGGCAAAUUGUGGUGAAUUUCAUCUUUUUCCUCGUUUUAUUUCCAAAUGCCUUUUUGUUUCCACACUACUGUACUUGUGCUAAUUGAGGAACCUGCUCUAAUGUAAUUUCUGUUUUUGUUUGCCUGGUCCAGCACGCUGUAGCACUCAGUUUUAACAACCAGCUGAAGUAGUAGUCCUCCUUUCUCAAAACUCUACAAGUAAGGUUUGUUGCUGAAGUGUUUAAUUAAACGGCAUUAGUCAAUAAUCAUGUGACUAGUGUAUAUGGUUUAAAUCAAGAUGCUUCUCAUGUAGUUGCAAAUACUGACCAUACCGGCCGUUCAUACAGAUGACCCAACAUAAUGCAGGUUUGCUGUUUUAUAAGGUAUGUCUACCUAAAGUCCACAGUUAUCAGUGGCCGUGUGAAUGCAACCUUCAGUCACCCGAAAGCUUCAGGUCAUCUAUAUGAACACAGGGUAAAUCGCAGGAGACUGGGAGAACCACCUGUAAUUACAAUACUGAAGAUAUUUUCUGUGCAGAGUUGAUUUAUAUCUUGCAUGAGUAGGAAUGUAUACUUUUUGUUACUUUGUCUAAUACAAGGACACAUGCAUACAAAAGCUCCCUACCAUUCCUUUAUUGUUGUAUUUUCUAGUUUUCUUUUAUAUAUAAAUAUAUACAGUAUAUUAAGUAAAAGUUGGCUUCUUCAUGCUACACUUUUGAUGGUAUAAUGUAUUUUUAUCUGUUCAGAGUACAUGCAAUUUAAAAAGAAAUGUCUUGGAAUGGUUUUUAAAAUUUACGUUUUGCAUUAAAUUAUAUCAUUAGAAGGGCGGGUUGGUGUUGAAGACUGGGAUGUUCAAAUGGAUGUGUGUUAACAGCAGCUUACGUGAAGCAGCCCAUCCAUCUCCUAAAGGAUUUCCCCCUGGCAAACUGUAGUGCAGAUCUUGCUGGAUUUUGCUUGUAUCAUUCAAUGUACUCUCAAUGCUCUUCAUUUGAAGGUACUGUCUGACUCCUUCACUAUGUAUUUUCUGACUGUAUGAUGUAAUAUAAUGUUUCAAGAAUAAAUGACUGAAGAGAAUGACCAAUAAUUUGCUAAGUUCCCUUUAAUUGAGAGGUUCACCCAAAAGAAUUAUGAGAAACUUAGGCUGCUGUAGUUUUCUUUUGUGUGUGAAGAUGAUGGUGUACCAAUAAAUUCCGACUUCUGAAUUAAGUGCA
Messenger RNA from Pygocentrus nattereri (red-bellied piranha), 6484 nucleotides. It is a transcript of the gene ap3d1, whose product is annotated as adaptor related protein complex 3 subunit delta 1. NCBI's taxonomy places the organism in Eukaryota, Metazoa, Chordata, Actinopteri, Characiformes, Serrasalmidae. Gene Ontology annotation, cellular component: presynaptic endosome; AP-3 adaptor complex; terminal bouton. Gene Ontology annotation, biological process: synaptic vesicle membrane organization; synaptic vesicle budding from endosome; anterograde synaptic vesicle transport. The record is from RefSeq and is a predicted model, not a curated record. The coding region runs from base 225 to 4004 and encodes 1259 amino acids. The transcript is spliced from 34 exons.